AGCUAGACCUGGUGGUUUCUUCAAAAGUAAAGGAAUAAUAUUUGUUGAUCAACAUGGCAGCCAUAUAUAUGAUAAUGUUAUAAAAGCAUUAAAUUUAGAAAGAUUAGAGGUUUUAAAAAUACUAAGUGGAAUGACUUGUAUACUACAACCUCCAGAUGUUUCUAAAGAAUUUACCAAAAGAGGCAAUUGUAAAAGGGUAUCUUAUGAGUUAAUUAGUAAUUGGAUAUCAGAAGUAUGGAAUAAUAUAGAUCCUAAUAUUUUAGUAAAAUCAUUCGAAGUAACAGGUCUUGUACUAAAUUUUGAUAGCUCUGAAAAUUAUAAAAUGUCUAGCCAUUUGCAGUCUAUUAUUUCUAAUCCUGAUGAUGCAACUAUAGAAGAGUUAAGUGAAGAUGAUAUACUAGAAGAAAGUUUUCAAAAUAUGAUAGAGAUUGAUAAAGAUGAAAUAAUUGAGAUUGAUGAAAAUGAAGUAACAGAAAUUAAUGAGGAUGAAAUAAUAGAAAUCGAUGAAGAUGAAAUAACAGAGAUUGAUGAUGAAGUAACAGAGAUUGAUGAAGAAGUAAUAGAGAUUGAUGAAAAUGAAGUAAUAAAGAUUGACGAAGAUAUAGAGAUUGAUGAAAAUGAAGUAAUAGAGAUUUAUGAAGUUAAUACAUCAGAUAAUAAUGAAAUAAUAAAAAUUGUUGCGAACAAAGAAAUAUUAAAAAUAACAGAAAUUAUCUCAGACAAAGAUAUAUUAGAAGUAACAGAAAUUAUCACAGAUGACAAUAAUAUAUUAGCUUUAGAAGCAAUAAAAAUAGAUUGA
Molecule: messenger RNA, 799 nt
Organism: Racocetra persica
Lineage: Eukaryota; Fungi; Glomeromycota; Glomeromycetes; Diversisporales; Gigasporaceae
Source: the annotation of a GenBank genome assembly